Molecule: messenger RNA, 1330 nt
Organism: Talaromyces stipitatus ATCC 10500
Lineage: Eukaryota; Fungi; Ascomycota; Eurotiomycetes; Eurotiales; Trichocomaceae
Exons: 4
Coding region: 1-1224 (407 amino acids)
Source: RefSeq, a predicted model, not a curated record
AUGGCGCAAAUCAAUGUGCCAGCCUUCUCCUCGACAUCCUUGACGGGAGAUGACUUCACCUUCAACGACUUGUUCCCAUCUGGCGGGACAACGGACACAGUCGGAGCGCAAAUCGACAUCGACUGGGAUGCACUUGGUGAUAUCUCUACACAAACCCUUAAGACUAGCCUGCCCCGUUUGAAUGACCCGAUGCCGAAAGUUACCUCCAGCGGGCCAUUUCUCCUCUGUAAUCCCGACGGCGUUUCGCCCAAUCUUGACCCUGAGAAUCUUCUUCAACCCCAGAAACUUCCGUCAUCUGCUUUGACUAUUCGAGAUGGAUAUUCCUCAACUCUUUCCGGGCCUGCACAGCCCUAUGAGCGACCAGAAUCAAACUUCCUAGCCCGACUCCCGAUAUCAGACCCCGUCUCGCAUUUCAUCGCAACUAGUGUCAUACAGAUGAUUCGUACUUACCCACUGAUGAUGCUUCGUACAGAGACACUUCCUUCUUUCAUACACGGCCACUGGUAUCGUCCCUCAGGUGGUAUAGAGCCUUCCUUGCCUGAGCCACUUGUCAAUUGCAUGGGCAUAGCACAGAUCUUUGCUUCUCAUAAUACCGAGAGCAAGCCUUUCUUAUGGCGCAUAGUCAAGAUAGAGCAGCGCUCCUUUAUUGAAAAGAACGACCAACGCCAAUUCUCUAGAGAAGACCUUCUCGCAGCUAUACAAGCCCAGAUUAUGUAUGUUAUUAUGCGAAUCAUCGAUGACUCGAAAAUGGACCAGGGUAUGAAUCUUGAAAUGCUUGUCACUCAUGAGAUCCUUUGCGAGAGCCUCGUGCAACUGUGCAACGAACCGUUCUGCCAAGAUGAGAGACUAUACCCGAGUAGCAGCUGGGAAGAUUGGGUUUUUGCCGAAUCUAAGAGAAGGACUGCAUUAGUGUGGUUCCUCAUUGCUCAGACGAUCCACAUCAAGACUGGCGUAUCGUGCGAGACGAUCAGUGGCUUCCAAGAUCUCCCCCUAUGUUCCCCCAAGUCACUUUGGGAAGCAAAAACACGUUCGGCAUGGCAGGCAGAAUAUGAGAUGUACCAGUCCAUGCCGCGGAAUGGGCCAGACGUGUUUGGAGACCUCAUUGAUGCCUGUAAGCAGAGCGAUACGGGGUCCGGCAGGCUGAAAUUGGACACCUGGAAUGCUAAUGCGGAUAAUCUUGGUAUUAUACUUAGUAUGAGCGCUGCGAUGAUGGCGAAGGAUUGAGGACACCUUGAUACUAUUACUUUCAUAGUUUUAUUUUCUUAUUGAAUAGGAUCUAGGUCACGGUGGAGUCUCGUUUUACGAAACUGAGUGCUUCAAUUUGAUUUGG